Molecule: messenger RNA, 4530 nt
Organism: Blastomyces gilchristii SLH14081
Lineage: Eukaryota; Fungi; Ascomycota; Eurotiomycetes; Onygenales; Ajellomycetaceae
Product: membrane bound C2 domain-containing protein
Exons: 7
Coding region: 1-4530 (1509 amino acids)
Molecular function (GO): lipid binding
Source: RefSeq, a predicted model, not a curated record
AUGGAGAGCCAGCAGUCACAGCCGCCUGCGGUCUCGCCUAAGACCAUCGAGAAGAAGAUGGUUGAGGAGAGCGAACACGCUGGAAUUCCUGCCUUCCAGUUCGAUCCCGAUGCUCCCCCAUCCAAGAAAGCUGAACAGGUAGAAUUGGCGAUACCAUCGGACAUGUUCAAGCAAUCCCAAACAAAGGCCGUCGGUGUCUCUACGGAUAUUGUCAACGGCACUUCGAGUAUAUCGAGCAAAGCUCCCAAAGUAGUCGAUGCCGGUAAACCUGAAGCACCAGCAGAAACGAACGGCGAACUCGAUGAAGCAGCCAGGUGGGAUCGACACAGGACCGGCUGGGCUCCCCGCUUUCAUACACCCGAGGAUGACAUGGAUGAGGGGGACACGCUCUUGGACCAUCAAACAUUCAUCGAAACCAAGUUGGAUGACAAGUUUUUCGGAGAUUGGUAUCAUAACACCGCGGUCAUCAUUUUCGCCUGCCUGGCAUCAUGGGUAAUAGCGCUGCUUGGUGGAGGUUUGGGGUGGGUGUUCAUAGUCAUGGCCGGUUGCGCAUCGUACUACCGCACUUCUAUACGUCGCGUUCGACGAAAUUUCCGAGAUGAUAUCAAUCGCGAGAUGGCAAAAAAUAGACUGGAAACCGAUACGGAAAGCUUGGAAUGGAUUAAUAGUUUCCUCGUGAAAUUUUGGCCUAUUUACGCCCCUGUCCUCUGCGACUCUAUUAUAAACUCCGUCGAUCAGGUUUUGAGCUCUGCUACGCCUGCCUUUCUAGACAAUUUGCGCCUGAAGACCUUUGUCCUUGGAAGCAAACCCCCUCGUCUAGAGCACGUCAAAACCUACCCAAAAACCGAAGUCGACACGGUGCUCAUGGAUUGGAAAUUCAGCUUCACGCCCAAUGACACAAUGGAUCUUACUGCUCGGCAGCUGAAAAAUAAAAUCAACCCCAAGGUCGUACUGGAAGUUCGCAUUGGCAAAGCGCUUGUUUCGAAAGGCCUCGAUGUGAUUGUGGAAGACUUUGCAUUUUCAGGCCUGAUGAGAGUGAAAGUCAAGCUUCAAAUUCCGUUCCCACACAUUGAACGUGUUGACGUCUGCUUCCUUGGCCGCCCAGAAAUCGACUAUGUUUGCAAACCAUUAGGUGGUGAUCUGUUGGGAUUCGACAUCAACUUCAUCCCUGGACUUGAAAGUUUCAUCAAGGAUCAGAUCCACGGAAACCUGGGCCCGAUGAUGUAUGAACCCAAUGUCUUCCCCGUCGAAAUUGCGAAGAUGCUUGCAGGUAACCCGGUAGAUCAAGCUAUCGGUGUGGUCGCAGUCACCAUUCAUGGAGCCUACGGCCUUAAAAAUUCCGACAAGUUCAGCGGCUCUGUGGAUCCUUAUACAGCAGUGUCUAUUAAUAGUAGAACUCCUCUUGGUCGAACAAAAACAAUUCACGAUAACCCCAACCCUAGGUGGAAUGAAACAAUCUACGUUAUCAUCACCUCUUUCACAGAUUCUCUUACUUUCCAUGUCUACGACUGGAACGAGUUCCGGAAGGACAAGGAACUUGGAAUAGCGACAUUCCCAUUGGAGCCUCUCGAGCAUGAGGAUGAACAUGAAAACAUAACCCUUGAGAUUUUAUCCAGUGGCCGACCACGCGGAGGGCUCAUGACUGAUAUUCGCUUUUUCCCUGUCCUGGAGCCGACAACAGUCGAAGGUGGCACCGUGGAGCCCGCUCCGGAAUCUAAUUGUGGAAUUGCAGGGUUUACGAUUGAACAGGCGAAGGAUCUUGACGGAACCAGGAGUCUUAUUGGACAGCUCAACCCAUAUGGUGUCUUGUUGCUGAACGGCAAAGAAAUUCACGUUACUAAUAAGCUGAAGCGGACAAACAACCCGAUUUUCCAAAAUCCCACAAAGGAAGUGUUGGUUACAGAUAGAAAAACGGCGCGAUUUGGUAUGAUGAUCAAAGAUGACCGAGACCUUGCUACUGAUCCUAUUCUCGGAAGAUACCAAAUGAAACUUAAUGACAUGUUGAGAUCGAUGGAGAAAGGCCAAGAAUGGUUCAACCUUGCCGGCGCGAAAACCGGCCGUGUUAAGCUUAAGGUCCAAUGGAAACCUGUGGCCCUCAGGGGAAUAGUUGGUGGUGGAGGGUAUGUUCAUCCCAUCGGCGUCAUGCGUAUACACAUCCAACGUGCCAAAGGCUUAAGGAACGUGGAGACGAUGGGCAAGUCCGACCCGUAUACUCGAGUGCUCCUCUCUGGAAUUGAGAAAGGCCGUACCGUGACGUUCGCAAAUAAUCUUAACCCUGAGUGGGAUGAGGUUAUUUACGUUCCAAUGCACUCUCCACGUGAGAAACUGAUACUCCAGGUUAUGGAUGAGGAAACUAUUGGAAAGGACAGGCCCCUCGGAAUGGUCGAACUAUCAGCCGCUGACUACAUCCGUGAAAACGAGAAUGGCGAAUAUGAAGUUGACGAUGAGAAGCAACAGAUGUCCAGUGGCCUCCGUAUUGGCGGACGCGGCCCGGCCAAGGGCAUCCUCGAUUAUACUGUUGCUUUCUAUCCCACUCUUAACGUCGUCGAUCCUGAGGAAGAGGAGGAAGAGGAGGCCACUCGCGCAGCUAUGGCUAGCGAAAUGCCCAUGGAUGGUCCCAGAAAGAGCCUCGAAAGUGGCCGUGCAAGCCUUGAAAAUGGCACCAACGGCACCAACGGCACUAGACCUAGCACUGAUGCCAGAACAAAUGGUGCUUCAAGCCUUGAUGCUCCCUCUUCAAAGGGACCGUCAUCCAAUACCUCCCAAGAUUCACUGAAAUUGCCUACUCCUCCUAAAAUUCGCCUUACCCCACAAGAUCUUUCUCAAUACGAGUCUGGAUUGAUCGUUUUCAAGCUCAUCGACGGCCAGCUGGCACAUUCAAAUGUCCAACUUGAAGUUUUGAUGGAUGAUCAUGUAUUCCCAUCGUAUACCUCGCCUCGAACAAAAUCUAAAGAAGCUGUGUUUGGCGAUGUUGGCGAUGCAUUUGUCCGUGAACUUGAAGUAUCGAAAAUCACUCUCCGCCUCGUUGAAAAAACGGAUACCAAAGGAGAAGAGGAUGCCAAUCACGCUUUAGCCAAGCUCACUGGCCCGACGCUACCAACGCUUCAACAAUGUCUAAACAAACCCACGCAACUAACGCUUAGGUCAAAUGACGGUUCGACGAGCAAAAUAACUGUCAGCCUGAAAUACAUUCCUGUGAAGAUGAAGCUGGACCCUAGGGAAAGUAUUAAUAAUAUGGGGACACUUCGUGUCGACGUUUUGGAUGCUGCUGAUUUACCUUCCGCUGACCGCAAUGGAUUCAGCGACCCAUACUGCAAGUUUAAGCUGAAUGGCAAAGAAGUUUUCAAAACCAAGGUGCAGAAAAAGACUCUGCAUCCCGCCUGGAAUGAAUUUUUCGAAUGCUCUGUCAAGUCUAGAAUUGGUGCGGACUUGAGACUCGAGGUGUACGACUGGGAUUUCGGUGACAGGGCGGAUCACCUAGGUGGAACGGAUAUCAACCUUGAGAAAUUGGAACCGUUCAUUGCCUCAGAAAUUUCGUAUCCGCUUGAUGGUAAAUCUGGUGCGGUACGACUCAAGCUGCUUUUCAAACCAGUUUAUGUGAUGAGGUCUCGGCAAGGUUCAUCUACAUUUUCCGGCACAUUUGCCGCUCCAGGUAAAAUUGUCGGUGCGCCCGUUAAGGGAGUAGGAUUCGUUGGCGGCGGCGUUGUUAAAGGUGCAUCUUUCAUUAAACACAGCAUUCUUCGUCGCGGUGGUAGCAAGGACGACGAUGACGACAAGUCCAUUACUUUACCAGAACCAUCAGGGGGGGAGAACCUCGCAAUUCCCACCAUGGCAGUCACACCAAGUGACACGCCGCAGAGAGCAUCAGCCCUUGUUGACGGAGCCGCACCCCCGUUAACCCCUACACCAAGCACCCCUCAGACACCACACAGCCGUUCUCGUAGCAUUGCCUCCCAAUUCAAUGAAAAGAUUGGACGGAGUGGUGGAAGCAAAGGAGAUACCGGGACAGCAAACUUCACCAUCAUUUCCGCUGCAGGGUAUCCUUCCGGAACCAAUGUGCGCGUCACAGUCAAACAGAUAACUUCCAAGGGCGCGAAAGAAGUACACAAAACCAAGGCCAUAAAGUCAGCUCACCACUCUGGAUCAUCAACUCCUUCUACAACGCCUACCGUCCAGUUUGACCCUUCCCAUGAAACUUUCAAGGUCUCCAACGUUGCCGCGGACGCGCAGUUCCAACUACAAGUGAAGGACCAUGCUACCUUUGGGUCAGACGAUCUUUUGGGAGAGGCAUUGUUCUUUGUUGAUGACCAAGGGUCUAGUGUUGGAAGGGAGCACACCGUCAGAGUUGGCAGUGGUACGGUGACGCUGAAAUCGGCAUUUUUAUCGGCAGAGACUUCGUCUCUGCGUCCUGGUACCUCGUACUCGACCACAGGCGAUAAACUGGACAACGUUGACAGCCCAGAGCGGAAGCCGAGAAGGAGCUUCUUGGCGAAACGAUCGGUGAGCGGGGCGGUGCCUAAUGGUGAUUGA